Molecule: messenger RNA, 1437 nt
Organism: Solea senegalensis (Senegalese sole)
Lineage: Eukaryota; Metazoa; Chordata; Actinopteri; Pleuronectiformes; Soleidae
Exons: 7
Coding region: 290-1030 (246 amino acids)
Source: RefSeq, a predicted model, not a curated record
ACGCGCCAUAAACCGAAUUAGAAAAUCCUGGGUUAACAAAGCUCACCGAUUUGUACAUAACCCGCCUCAUGACACCGGUUUUCCUUCCCCGGUUUCUCUCGCUCAGACAUCAGUUGGUCAUUGAACGCGCGUCGUAACGAACCGUCGUGUCGGCGGAGCUCGGGUUUGUCUCGUUUCGCGACCGUAGGUUACGUUUUGAUUACUAAAUCUAGCAUUGAAACAUCUCGGAUAACUGUGCGCGCCGCCUGAAAGGGGAGAAUAAUCGCACGCCGAAACCCGGAUCACAGUCAUGAACGCUGAGAGAGAUUAUCAGAUGAUUCGAAAACUGGAGAGGGCACACUUCUUCAGCACCAGAGAGCAGGAGAUGAUUCUGAAGCUGUAUGAAGAGGAGCGGGAGAUUCUGACGGCCAAGUCCAACACGACCAGCGCCUCCAAACUCCGAGAGGAAGCCUGGCAGAGGAUCGCUGACCAAAUCAAUACGGUGUCAGACAGUGGUUACAAGAGGACAUGGCAACAAGUUAAAAUCAAGCACAAAAACAUUGUCCAAACAGCGAAGAGAAGACGCGUGGAGGUGAUGAGGAGUCAGGGGGGGUCGGCGACGCCGUCGCUGCACUCGGCCGAGGAGGACGUGCUGCUCCACAAAGACAACAGGCUCCGAGUGGAGGUCCUCGCCGGAGGCUCCUGUAUAGACCCGCUGAUGGGAUCUGACAGUUCAUUUAUCAGCGUGUCCGGACAUCCCAUGCUCCUCCUGCCCGUGACUAAGACGGAACCAGAGAGCUUGAGCGGCGACGAGACAGAUAUGAGCGAUGCACAUUUUGAGGGGGAUUUAAACAGUAGCAGCUUUCAGGAAAUGUCCAACUCAGCAGCAGGUGGCAGAGGUGCAGAGACGCAGACAGAGGACAUCAGGGCCCUUUACUGCUGCUACCUCAGGAAAGAGAUGGAGAACCGCGACCAGCUGAUGGCGUACAGAGCUCUUAAAAUGAGGAAGUUGGAAAAAGAAAUCUUAAUACUCGAUAAGCAGCUCGAGUGACUAUGUAAAAAAGGUUAUUAUUAUAAUAAUAAUAAUGAUAAUAAUAUAAUAUUUAAUAUCCAACUCCACACAGCUCAGAUCUGCAUUCAAACGUCCACAAAAUAUUUAUUUAGCCAGAAAGUGGACUCGAGGCACAGCGAGGCGAAUACAAUAACCAAGGGCUCAUACGUGGUGCUGCCAUAGUACUGUUGGUUUCCAUGACGAUUCUGUUCUUACAACAUGUUUUUAGUCACAGCCAGGCAGAGGCACUUAAAGGUCCGGUGUGUGAGAAAUAACGGGAAAUCCUCUACUCACAAGUGCAUCAUUAAACUACAGUGGCCUUCACAUACCGGAGAGGAUUCAGGGGCCGUCCACACGGAAACAGGUUUAUUCUGUCUCUGUUUAUGUUAUUUUUAUCUGUUAAUGUU